UACUUUCUAGUAAUAAACUAAUAAAAUAAAAAUAAAGUCAAUAUUAAUAGUAUUAUUAGUAUCAGGGAAAUAGUAUCUUUGUAAAGCGUCCAUGGUAUAUGGAGGAUAUGAAAUCUGGUUGGACUUGUUGGAAAAGCUACAGGUUAAUCUUCAUUUGGAGCGUCGUGUGAUAACAUGUUGUAGCCAGUAGAUGGCGUAACUGUACCACCGAAGUGGCUCGGCGUGUAGCGGGCGCGGGGCGCAGCCGCGCAGUAACUAGCUACUGAUCUCCAGUCCUGAGGCUACCUUUUUUAUUGCAACCUUUGGUAAUUCCCUAACAAAUCUGUAAAACCCCAGUCGGAGGCUAGACUUCAAGAUAGAUAUCCAUGAAUAUAUUGCCGCAUAUUCCAUUGCACCCAUCCAUAAACAUGACUGUGUGUUCAUACGGUGCACUCUGCGCGCAGACACCAACGCCUUUCCUGCACAGGUGUAGUAGCCCACCACUAAUACCCAAGCGCUGAUUGGCUAUAGCUUUCUCGCCGACCACAUAUACAGGCCUGUCUCCAAAUCCCAACGCAAACUGCCAAACAGAACAGAUAGGGGGGCCGCUGUGCGUUGCGUGCGUACAGGUCUACUCUGCGCGCCUGGCACAUCACCGGAUAACUGGGAAGCGGGAGCAGAUGUGGGCGAGAGAAAACAAACGAAUGGUUUUCCCAUCAGCUUGACUGCUGGGAGAAAAAGAGAGCAAGCGAGGAGGUGGAGAGGGAGAGAGAGAGAGAGAGAGAGAGAGAAAGAGUAACAGAGGGGAAUAGAGGCAGAGAGACAGAGUGAGAGAGACAGAGAGAGAGAUUGUUGGAGGAGCACUGGAACGGUGAACCGGCUGACAGACAGCCUCUCAGCUGCCGAAGGCGGACCGCAGACACGCGGCGGAUGUUCAACAGGGUUUCACACCUUUAGGUUUAGCAGUCGAGAGGAAGACGCGCGUGAUUCCAGCACAACACUUCCCGCCAACCGGUCAAACUAACUUUACGCGUCGCUGAGGAUUUCGUCGCCGGACCAUAGUAUAGGAAUACAAUUUUUUUCUACAUUUGGUUUAUUUAUUUUUUAAUGAUAUGAGACUUAAUUUGACGCAUUCUCUCAACUUACGUUUAUUGAAAGUUUUUUGUAUUUCCUGAGAGGGCGACUAUAACUUUUAACAUUGGAUCACUAAGACCGACUAUUACAGAAUACGCAGACUUCUGCGUAUUUUCAUUUAUUUAUUUUUCAUUUUCAACACCACAACGUUGGUGGAGAGUCUCCAACCGUGCGUUGCCAUGGGCACACUGCGCGACCUCCAAUACGCGCUCCAGGAAAAGAUCGAGGAACUGAGGCAGCGGGACGCGCUCAUCGAUGAGCUGGAGCUGGAGCUGGACCAGAAGGAUGAGUUGAUCCAGAAGCUUCAGACCGAGUUGGAUAAGUACCGCUCCGUCAUCAAACCGGCCACCGCUCAACAGGUGCGCCGGCAGAGCGUGCUGCACCGCGACCAGCACCGGAGCAAACGGCAGGCGAUAUCCGCGGAGCCCACUGCCUUUGACAUCACCGAUCUGAGCCACGUCACCCUUCCGUUCUAUGCCAAGAGCCCAGAGUCGAAGGAGCUCAUCAAGGAGGCCAUCCUGGACAAUGACUUCAUGAAGAACCUGGAGCUGUCCCAGAUCCAGGAGAUCGUGGACUGCAUGUACCCCGUGGAGUACGAGACGGACUCCUGCAUCAUCAAGGAGGGAGACGUGGGCUCCUUGGUCUAUGUUAUGGAAGAUGGCAGAGUAGAGGUGACCAAGGAGACCAUGAAGCUGUGCACUAUGGGUCCAGGGAAGGUGUUCGGAGAGCUGGCCAUCCUCUACAACUGCACCCGGACAGCCACCGUCCAGAGUGAGUGUCCCUAGGUGUCCUGUACGUCUGAGAGACUGCAGAACGGCCAGUGGUGAAGGAAUGACUCCAGUGGGAGUCGUUCCAAUACUGUAUUCCAAUAUAUCUACACAAUGUAUUCCUUUAGUGCAUUUUGGAAGGGAGAGAGAGGAAGAGGGAAGGAAGGGGGGAGUGAAAGUAGAGGAAAGGAAGUUGAAUGCAAUGCUCUAUGAAUUUAUUGAAUCUCUACGUGGUUAGAUGUCAUAUUUGGAGGUUUAAUAAUCAUAAAGUUAAUGGGUGGAUUUGAUCUGUCUAAGACAGGAAAUCGUUAUCUUCGAGGCCCAACUGCCUACAUUCAAUCAUGUACUGUGACCUCGUCAAUGACCUUGUUGCACCGUCUGCGCUUAUUAAUGCUAAACGGUUGCAUAAGGUUGAUGUUUUCCUACCGUUUUCCCUACAGAAUGGCAAUUGUGCCAUUCUGUGAGGUCAUGGGGUUACUAUGUUUUUCAUCGGUGUGUCUGUGAACUGUCUGUCUGCCGCUCUGUUUGUUGGUCCGUCUGCUGAGAUGAAAUUAACUCAAACCAACUCGACCUAAACUCACUGCAACGGACGGUGAAAUAUAUUUGCUCAGCCAAUGAUAGACAACUACAUACCUAGGGACUUAGCAUGUGUGGGUGUGUAUAUAAUAUGUAUGAAUAGAUAAAUGCUAAUGCUAAUGUAAGUAAGUUAGUAUCUAUUUGUUUGAAUGAAUAGCCUUUCGUCUACAUCGACAUCCUGUUGGUCGAAAUCAAAAGUUAACAAUGUGAGGAGUUGGAACGCAGCCGGUCCACUGUUGCCAGGCAACACAUUUAAUUCUAGUCAUUGAGCGGGGUUUUGGCUAGAAGAAUUUGGCAACAUUAUACUCAACCAAAUUCAACUCCACCUGACUCGACUGAAGGGGCAUUUUUGUGUGCAAGUUUGAAAUUAGUAGAAUGUGUUGUACAACACUCAAAAAUGUUUGACUUUGUUAGUGCUAGGUUGUAUGUCCUUUAUUGUAGUGUGUGUGUGUGUGUGUGUGUGUGUGUGUGUGUGUGUGUGUGUGUGUGUGUGUGUGUGUGUGUGUGUGUGUGUGUGUGUGUGUGUGUGUGUGUGUGUGUGUGUGUGUGUGUGUGUGUGUGUGGUUUGUUUGUUUUGUCCCACGAGAUGUGAAUGGGUUUCUGAUCAUGUUGAAUCACCUGCCUCGUCCAAGUCAAAAGGUCUCUAUUUAUACAACAUUUCAAAUGCAGGGGUCUUGGCACUUAAAGAAAACAUACACAAAUACAAACAUACACACACACACAAACACACACACACACACACACACACACACACACACACACACACACACAUUGAUAGCACAUGUUGCACACCUACACAAUGGACGUUUGCCUGGUUCACAUCACAACGCGAACGAAAAUGCAAAACUAGUUCUAUAAAUAGGCUGCGUAUCUUUCUGCCUUUGUUUUCUUUCUGUCUUUCUUCCUCUCUCUCUCUCUCUUUCACUCUUUCAAUCUUUCUUUCUUUCAUUAGGUUGUUUCCAAUCAUUUCAUUCAACAGACCGGUUUCUAUUGAAAGUCGGAAUUCAAUCAAGUCUUGCGCGCAUUAAUUUAUCGGCUUUACACGCAUGAGUGAACGACAGCCCUUCACACCAUCACCCACCUGUGCAAACACCUGGGGGUCCAAUGUCCUCCAACCUUUGACGCCAAAACGUUUCCCUCGCUGUUGACCUUUAGAAACACAGCCAGCAAAUAAACUCACAGCAUGACUUAAGAAUGGCUAAAUCAUGUGGUUGUAGUUUCCAGAUUAAUGCUUCUAUGAUG
Gadus macrocephalus (Pacific cod) is the source of this 3698-nucleotide messenger RNA. RefSeq names its product protein kinase cGMP-dependent 1b (gene prkg1b). The record is from RefSeq and is a predicted model, not a curated record. Lineage: Eukaryota; Metazoa; Chordata; Actinopteri; Gadiformes; Gadidae. Bases 1293 to 1898 code for a protein of 201 amino acids. The transcript is spliced from 3 exons.